Messenger RNA from Neurospora tetraspora, 1004 nucleotides. Its product is annotated as HotDog domain-containing protein. The transcript is spliced from 6 exons. Gene Ontology annotation, molecular function: fatty acyl-CoA hydrolase activity. The record is from RefSeq and is a predicted model, not a curated record. Lineage: Eukaryota; Fungi; Ascomycota; Sordariomycetes; Sordariales; Sordariaceae. The coding region runs from base 77 to 589 and encodes 170 amino acids.
CGUUCCACUGUCAAAGCGCCUGUAACAGCCCCCAGUCCGACAUCGUCUCCAAUUUCGAGCACAACAGCAACAGAAAAUGGCACCCAAACUUCCACCAGCGAGAUUCGUGAGAUCGGUCUUGAAGUCAUUCAUGGCCGAGUCCGGCCUCGAGCCGAGACUCUUCGGACCUCAUCUCCGAGUUACCGGUGCCACCGAGGGCAAAGUCGACUUUGAGCUCGCCAUCACCAAGGACCACACCAACCGUCUACAGAUCAUCCACGGCGGAACCAUCGCUAGCAUGGUUGACCUUGGCGGAUCUCUGGCCGUAGCGUCCAAGGGGCUCUAUGCCACCGGUGUGUCGACUGAUCUGAACGUCACCUACCUUAGUAGCGGUGGGAAAGUGGGCGAGAAGAUUUCCGGAACCGCUGUGUGUGAGAAGAUUGGCAAGACCCUUGCCUACACCACGGUUACCUUCCGCAACCAAAAGGGCGAGCUCUGUGCCCGUGGUAGCCAUACCAAGUAUGUCACUCAAGCCUGGAACUCACAAAAUGGGGCUGAGCUCUUCACGCCUCCGGAGGGAGCUGCCAUUGCUGAGGAUGAUGUGGAGUGAAAGACAUGAAAGCCAAGUGUGGAAGAUAACCGGUGCGUAUAAAGCAUGUAUAUAGAGUUGCUAACCUCGAGCGAGCGAGCGAGCGAUUAGUGAUGUUUCGUCUCUGCAUUUGCCUUUCAUUAUUACCCCUUGAGCUCAUAGAAAGAUACCCCUGAAGCACUCACUCUGGCUUUUGUACCACUUGUUCGGCCUAGUUAUGUUGGGGUAUGUGAUUUGCGUUGUGAUUUCCCGAGAGAGAACUUAUUACAUAGUACCUGUGUGAGGCCUCGCGGUGGGCAUAGGAAUCUGUCCGGAGGUUCUGUCAACAAGGGUUUCCUAUUUGCGGUAGAGCACAAGGAGGCUACUAUCGUCUACCCUGCACUUUUUCACUAAGGCCGUGUUCGGUGCGGCAGUAGUACAGUAACGGAAGCCUUUU